Portunus trituberculatus (swimming crab) is the source of this 9425-nucleotide messenger RNA. Its product is annotated as plexin-B-like. Bases 445 to 6738 code for a protein of 2097 amino acids. Gene Ontology annotation, molecular function: protein binding; semaphorin receptor activity. The transcript has 20 exons. Lineage: Eukaryota; Metazoa; Arthropoda; Malacostraca; Decapoda; Portunidae. Gene Ontology annotation, biological process: regulation of GTPase activity; negative regulation of cell adhesion; motor neuron axon guidance. The record is from RefSeq and is a predicted model, not a curated record. Gene Ontology annotation, cellular component: semaphorin receptor complex.
AGCCGGAGUCAGUGUGCGUUUGGCUUGCGUGGAGGGAGGACGUGCGCCGGUCUUGUUGUGGCGUCCGCGCGCUGUGCUCUGGUAACUUUUUAGCACCCCUCGAGAAAAUUAUAAUUAUUUGUUAUACCCACAUGAAUACAAGUGCAGAAAAGAUAUCAGGAAGUUUAUGUUGAUUGUUGACGCGUUGCUCGAGACCAGUGAUUAAAGCGAAGCAGUAUUUACUCGUAUAGUUAGGGAUUUUUUUUUUCUUUUUUAUACUUUUUUUGGGGGUUGGACUGCGUGGCGGCCUCAAGUUUGGGAACGUCCGCCCGGAGAGGAGAGGUGCGGUGCUGCCUUGUGGCCUCCCGCCUCGCUUGCCUCGCCAUGGAGGAACUCUUGAGGAGCAGUGCCUGGGCGCGGUGUUGAUGGGCGGGCCAGGGCGGGAACAGCGCCCCCCGCGGCACCAUGUGUGACUGUGGCCUAACAGAAGACGCCCCCGGCCCGGCCCGCAGGCCCGCGCGGGCGGACCAGCAGGGCCACGCUGCGGGCCACCCUCACCGCCGGAGAGGAAGGAUGUGGAGCUGCGGCGCGCGGGGAGUAAUGGGAGUUAGCUUUAGUAUUCUAGUCUUGCUGGCGUGUUGGUGCGGCGUGUGUGUGGCGGCAGGGCCACGGACGCUCCGGGGCGGUGGUUGUCCGCCUGACCGUCACUCCAGCAGUAUCGUAGCCCAGUUCUGCACGGGAAACAGCAGUCUGGCGCUGCAGCACCUCGUCUAUAAUAGAGCCGCUGGCGUGCUGUACAUCGGGGGCACCAACAGGCUGUGGGCCUUGGGCGCCGCCAACCUGGACUUGGAGGAGCGGGUGGAGACAGGGCCGCGGUUCGACUCUCCGGGGUGCCACGCGUCAGGCUGCGACCAGGAGAACAAAGCCAAGCGUGUCUUCACCAGUAACGUGAACAAGGUGUUAGUUCUGGACCCCGACGGUUUCACGCUGCUCAUGUGUGGCUCAGUGUCCCAGGGCGCCUGUGAAAAGUUCCGCACAGCCAACUUGUCCCUCACACCGGAAUUUAUUCCGCGCUCUGUCGCAGCGAACGAUCCUGACUCCUCCACCUUCGCCUUCGUGGGCCCCGAGCAUUAUAACCAGUGGGGCGGCUCCUCUGCCCUGUACGUGGGCACCACCUUCACCACGGUGGGCGACUACCGCCACGACGUGCCCGCCAUCUCCACCAGGAAUCUUCACGAUCUCGAUUACGCGGAGUUCUCCUUCUCCAAACAGUCACUUCUGCGCAUCGACGUCAAAUACCGUGAUCAUUUCCUGGUGCAGUACGUGUACGGCUUCAACGCUAGCGAUUACGCUUACUUCGUGACGGUGCAGAAGAAGUCACACCUGCCGGGGCAGGAGGAGUCGGGCUACAUCUCUCGCCUGACGAGAACCUGCAUCACCGACGCCAACUAUGACUCGUACACGGAGAUCACACUGGAGUGUGUUGGCAGCGACGGUGUCAACUACAACCUGGUGCAGGACGCCAAGCUGGUGGAGGCCGGCAGCGAUCUGGCUGCUAGCAUGGGUCUGCCUGACAGCAGCCACAUCCUGGUGGCUGCCUUCGCUCCCUCUGAGGGCCACACAGCCCGCCCCAAAACCGCCUCCGCCUUGUGCGUGUACUCCGUCCACGACAUCGAGGCAAAGUUCAACGAGAACAUCCACAUGUGCUUCAACGGGUCCAUGCAGUACCGCGGCAUGGAGUACAUCUCGGGACCGAUACUCAACGGGAAGUGUCCUGCGGCCGGGACAAUGGGAAACAUCUACAACUUCUGCGAGGUUGGCCUGAAGGUGUCUGGCGUGUCUCCCAUUCACGCCAGCGCCGCCCUAGCCUACAGGAACGUGAGUCUGAGCUCCGUGCAGUCUGCCCUCACCGCCCACCACACCCUGUUGUUCAUGGGCACCACCACGGGCACGCUGAAGAAGGCGCUGCUGGCGGGACCUGAGGACGCUGCUGAGUAUGGGGAGGACGUGAUAGAUCCCGGCAGUCGUGUCCUUCCUGACAUGACUCUGGACAACCCGGGGGCUCACCUCUUUAUUCUCACCACGACCAAGGUCACCAAGUACCGGGUCGAGGACUGCGCCUCCUACACAAACUGCUCCUCCUGCCUGGGGGCGCGGGAUCCCUACUGCGGCUGGUGCUCCCUCGAGAAAAGGUGCACGGUGCAGUCGGCGUGUCAGAAAGCCACCUUUUCCUCGCCUCGCUGGCUCAGCUUCGGCUCGGGCCAGCAAUGUAUCGACUUCGAGAUGAUCCUGCCAGACCGCCUGCCCAUCACCCAGUCCGCCACGGUGCAGCUGACCAUCCGCACGCUGCCGGAGCUGCCUGCCGGGGCCAAGUACCAGUGUGUGUGGGGGUCGGCGCCCCCUGAGGAUGGAUUGGUGACGACUUCUGGGUUGACGUGCGGCACGCCCGCUCCCCAGCACCGGCCGCCCAUCCCCGCCCACCACGACCACGUGCUGGUGCCCCUCGCCGUCCGCUCCAGUGAGACCAACAAGGACUUCGUCUCCCGAAACUUUGCCUUCUAUGACUGUAGCCGCCACAACACCUGUGGCAGCUGCGUGCGGAGCAACUGGGCGUGCAACUGGUGCGUGUACGAUAACACCUGCACGCACAAUGCCUCCUCCUGCAGCGGGAACGUCGUGUCCGGGGAAAACGUAAGCAUCCUGCAGCUGCUGAGAGAGAACCCCGCACAGCUGGCCACGCACGGCUCAGGCUUCUGCCCGAGGUUUUGGCCCGACCAGACUCCCCUGCUGGCGGCGGACGGCGCCCUGUCCGAGCUGGUGUUGCUGGUGGAGAACCUCCCGGUGCCGCGCGUGGGGCAGCUGGGUUUCCAGUGUGUGGUGAGCGUGGAGGGCGCUACCAUGAAAGUAGGCGCCAGGGUGAUGGGCGGCAGGGAGGGAGGUGACGUGCUCCCUGCUGGCACGUCCACCACGCUGAGCCACCAGCAGCAGCACCGGCGGCUGCAGCGCGUGGUGUGCGAGCCCACCGUGUACCGGUACGAGUCCGCGGAGGGCGAGUACGAGGCGCGCGUCACGCUGGUGUGGAAUCGUGACCACGUGGUGGACGCGCGGCCACUCACGCUGUACAAGUGCGGCGUGCUGGGCGCGCACCGCGGCCACCACGACUGUUCCCUGUGUGUUACCCGCCACCCACGGUACCGCUGCGCCUGGUGUGGAGCCGCCUGCCGCUAUGCUCCGCACUGUCCCGUGGCCGCCGCCUCUUCCUCACCUUCCCUGCCACGCCCGCCCCUGGAGGACUCCCGCCUCAGCCAGUGCCCUACGCCCAGGAUUGACUUGAUUCAGCCGCUGGCAGGCCCUCUGGAGGGCGGCACGCUGGUCACCAUUGAGGGCAGCAACCUGGGCCUGCGGGAGGAGGACGUGAAGAACAACGUCUUCAUCGGGGACGUGCCGUGCCAUGUCCAUGACUACCGAGUGUCCGUCAAGAUCACCUGUCUCACGGGCCCGGCGCCCCUCACUCACGGAACACACAGCGGCAAUGACUUGCAGUUCCCCGUCAGGGUCACUACGCCCGCCGGCACCACGCGCUCCACCGUCAAGUUCACCUACACAAACGUGAGCGUGACGGGCGUGUGGCCGACGCGCGGGCCGGUGUCUGGCGGCACAGUGCUGUCCAUCAGCGGCCGCUUUCUCAACGUGGGCUCCCACGUGUCAGCGGAGCUGGACGGCCUGCCGUGUGUUGUCAACAAGACGCAGUCGUCGUCGCACCGCUUGGUGUGCGUCACCUCGCGGGCGUCUGGGUCUUGGGAGGGCGGCAAGGAGGGCGAUGGACUGCCGGCCACGGUGCGGAUACUCACUGUGAUGGUGGAUGGAGCGCGCCGCUCUCUCGCCUCGCCCUUUGUCUUUACGCCUGAUCCCAGAGUCCUCGAGCUCAAGCCGCUGCGGAGUCCAUGGAGCGGCGGCCGCCUCGUCACCGUCCACGGCACUCAUCUGGACGCCAUUCAGGCUCCGCGCAUCACUGUCAAUCUGUUUGAACGUGUUCUCAACUCCUCCGCCUGCCGCGUUCUCAAUGCUGACCAAAUGGAGUGUCCUUCGCCGCCCCUUGACCGCGACGCCGUGCUGGCUAUCCUGGAGGCACAGGACAAUCUACGUCGCCGCCGAAGGAGCCGAAGCAGGAGAUCUCACAAGAUCCAGCGGUCGCCACGUAGACGCGACCACGAUGGGGACGAGGUGGCCGUGGACGUGGGCUUCCUGAUGGACGGCGUGGCGUCGGUGAUGCAUCUGCGCCAGCACUUCCCCAACGUGCGUUCCCGCCUCACCUACCUGCCGGAUCCCGUGUAUUACACCUUCCCCCACGGCGUCAAGCUGUACAAGGGCGACACUCUGGUGGUGGAGGGCGAGCACAUCAACGACGCCGCCGACGAGAGUGACGUGCGGGUGACCAUCGGUACCGCUAUCUGCAACGUGACCUCCCUGGCCAUGACGCAGCUGGUGUGCACGCCCCCGGAGAUGCAGCCUGAGCCCACCGAUGAGCGCGGCUUGUAUACCCCCGAGCAGCUGCCCCUGGUGGUGGUGCACGUGGGUCAGUACCUGCGCUUCCCCUUGGGAGUCCUGCGCUACGAGCGGCACAGACGCUUCCCCCUCACCCCCGAGGGUAUCGCGGGUCUGGCUGGCGGCGCCCUCUUCCUGGUGCUGGCGUCGUUCGUGGUGCUGGCCGUGUACCGCCGCAAGUCCUCGCAGGCAGAGCGGGUAUACAAGCUGAUGCAACUGCAGAUGGACAGCCUGGAGAGUCACGUGCGCACCGAGUGUAAGCAAGCCUUCGCGGAGCUCCAAACGGACAUGACGGACCUGACGGCGGACCUGGAGUCUUCUGGCAUCCCCACCCUGGACCACCGCACCUACGUGAUGAAAGUGUUCUUCCCCGGCGUGGCUGACCAUCCCAUCCUGCAGGACCCGAAAGCGCGCGCUCACGGCCCGAGGACCAACUACGACGUGGCGAUGUUGCAGUUUGAGCAGCUGGUGGCAAACAAACACUUCCUUCUCUCCUUCAUUGACACCCUGGAGGCACAGAAGUCCUUCAACAUCAGGGACAAAGUGAACGUGGCCUCCCUGGUGACGGUGCUGCAGAUGGGACGCAUGGAGUACCUGACGGAGGUGAUGAGGUGUCUGAUGCUGCGUCUGGUCGCCAACGCUGCUGCCACCAAGCACCCGCAGCUCAUGCUCCGCCGCACCGAGAGCGUCGUGGAGAAGAUGCUCACUAAUUGGAUGGCGCUGUGCAUGUAUAACUAUCUGAAGGAGGACGCGGGCACGGCACUGUUCCUGCUGUUCAAGGCCAUCAAGCACCAGGUAGAGAAGGGCCCCGUGGACGCUGUAACCCACGACGCGCGCUACUCUCUAUCCGAGGAACGCCUUCUCCGGGAGCAGGUGGAGUUCAGCCCCGUGACCAUCCACCUGCUUCAUGAUGACCCUCACUAUGAAAAAAUUCCCUACCAGACAACCUACAGUACGCUGAACAUGUACGCUGAGGAGUACGAGGAGAAGGUGCAGGUGAAGGUGCUGGACUGCGACACGAUCAGCCAGGUGAAGGCCAAGAUCCUGGACGCCCUCUACCGCAACACUCCGUACUCCCUCCGCCCCUCCGUCCACGAAGUCGAUUUAGAGUGGCGUCACGGGCGAGCUGGACGAGUCACUCUGAGCGAUGAGGACAGCACGGUGGUGACAGGGGCAGGCGGCUGGCGGGCCCUCAACACUUUGGCCCAUUACGGUGUACGCGACUCAGCGGUCAUGGCACUCAUUCCCCGACAGAACGACUCAUUCUCCUCCAACUGUACGGGAUACUACUCCUAUGCUAACAGCGUCUCGCCCCUCAAUUCCCCUGGAGGUGACGGAGGGGAGUGUGGCAACGCUGCCGGGAGGGCCAGCGGACCAGCCCGGGCGGCGGGGGUACACCUGUACCACCUGGUACGGACUGCGGACGAGACUGCCUCCGGGACCCUGGGCUCCUCGCGAGACGGGCGGGACCGCACCUACGGCACGCACAAGGCCAUCCCGGAGAUCUUCCUGACGCGGCUGCUCUCUACCAAGGGCACCGUGCAGCAGUUCGUCGACGACUUCUUCAGAACAAUCCUGAGCGCCAACGACGGCUUGCCGCCCGCCGUCAAGUGGCUCUUCGACUUACUGGAUGACGCCUCGCGCGCCCACGGCAUCAACGAUCCCGAGGUGGUGCACGCCUGGAAGUCCAACUGCCUGCCGCUGCGCUUCUGGGUCAACUUCAUCAAGAAUCCUGACUUUAUCUUCGACAUCGCUAAGACGCCCACGGUGGACUCCUGCCUGUCCGUCAUCGCCCAGACCUUCAUCGACGCGUGUUCCACCACUGAGCACCGCCUGGGCAAGGACUCGCCCUCCAACAAGCUACUCUUCGCCAAGGACAUCCCACGGUAUAGAGCACAGGUGAAAAACUUCUACAGCGACGUGGGCAGCGCGCAACCCGUCAGCGAACAAGAGCUGGGCCAGCACAUGCAGCAGCUCUCAGCGGCCCACGCCGGCCACUUCGACAACAUGGCGGCCUUGAAGGAACUCUAUAUCUACGUCACGAAGUACCACGAGCCAAUCCUCGAGUCGCUGGACGCUGACCCUUACUGCAGGAAGCUGAAUUUAGCCCACCGUCUGCAGUCCAUCGCCUACAUCUUGGAGUCCUACAGCCACGCAGGACCCGUCGCCCCCAUGCCGCCCCUGCAGCUGGCCGGCCAACUCUCCGAGCUCUGAGGCGGCCCUAUCUCCACACCACCCCGCCCCUCCCCCACUCACCCGCCCCUCGCCAGCGCCCCUCACGUAGCCUAGUGACAAGUGCCGCUUGUCGCAUUUUUCGACAUAAGGAACCCAAGGAUUUUUUUUAUGAUUUUUCUUACGUGGAAAUGAACAGCAAGUAGGAGAGUGAGCGUGUGUGUGUGUGUGUGUGUGUGUGUGUGUGUGUGUGUGUUGUGUGUGUGUGUGUUGCUGCUAGACGGCCUUCUGUAUGUGUGCAAGAGAGAGAGAGAGAGAGAGAGAGAGAGUCGGCCAGUGUUCCUCCCGAGUGCAAUAACGCAGUGCCGCCACGCCCCGCCCCUCCGCCGCGCCGCGCAGAUAUGUGUGUUUUAUGACUUUGUACUAUCUGCCGAAGUGAUUGUUGCCGUGUGAGGUGAGCUUGAGAGGCCAAGUGACUGAGGGGAGAGUUGGGCGAGUGUAGAUAGUGUGGAUAGCGGAGAGGAGAGAAAGAAAACAACCCACAAAACAAACACUGAAGCUGCCGCCGAAGGUGCGCCUCGGCAAGUUGAUUGUGAUAAUUUGAACUCCUGUUUGUGUGUUAGUCGCUGUGGUCUAGUGCUAGUGCCUAAGGAUACAAUGUUCCUUGUUUUACAUAAAGUGCUUCUUCGACACCUUCACGCUUCAUCCUGCAUGAUGGCCGCCCAGGUGCGUCCCGUGCCGCCACCCCGCGACGGACACCUGUGCUGACCUUUGUACAUACACACGUAACUUUUUUAAUGCCGCCGCAGGAUGGGAGAGUAAGCGAGGAAGCCUCAGGUGGACAGGUCACGUGGAGGCUUUUUUGCAGUCCCUCCCUGCCUGCCCCCUGCCGGCACCCCAGGAUGAUUGCCCCACCAGCCGCGCCCCGACCUGCACCCUGUGUUCCCCGGACCGUCUCGGUGCUGCCUUCUGCUGGAGAGGACCCUGUGUGGCUGGGACACUGCCGGCUGCUCCCUGCCCCUGUGGCCCACUAGUCUGGAUUCCUAUGUGUGUCUUUUUGUAUCCCUCUCUUAGUUCAUCGUUUUAUUAAUUUAUCCAGUUGAUCCAUUCUAGACAUUGUACAGAACUGUCUAGCGAUUUGCAGGAAGGGAAUUGAUGCUGCAAAUGAUCUUUUCCUUUUUAUUCUACUACCGUUGUAUAUUUAGUUUUCUUUUUUAUAUCGUUAUUUGAUUAAGAACGUACGUAUGAAUCUCUCAUCUAUAUAUAUAUGAUGCAUACCCUGUUAUGAGGUGUAGUCUUGAAGACUCACUUCCGAGAGUCGGCCGCUGAGCUGGUGGGAAGAGUGAAAGAUUGGAAGAGUGUGUCCAUGGAUUGAAGCUUCGUGCCCUCACCAACCCUCUCUGUCCCCCUCCAAACACCCCACAAACAAUUCCCCUUAUUCCAAUUCCCUUUCAAAUUCCCAUUAAAAAACAAACAAACCUCUCACCAUCCACAACUUUAUCCUUCUCUUCCCUUUUCAAAUUAUCCCUUUCAUCAUUUCCUCAUUUACCCUUUGUUCUCCCCCACUAAACCCUCCCUCUCCCUUGCCCCCUCGACCACCAUUCCCUCAUAAUUUUCUCCCUGACCUUGAAAAUGUUAAAGUUGUCCAUUAUCUUUCCCUAAAGCCCCUUUAAUAUUGUCCUCCUCCUCCUCCUCCUCCUCCUCCUCCUCCUCCUCCUCCUCACAGUAUAACAUUUACUGUAAUUCCGUCAUAUAUUUCUCCUUACGUUUUAUCUCUUUUUGGUUUUUACCUCAGUUUUAAUUAUCCUUUUUUUUCUCUUUGGAGAUUUUUACGUUGCUUUAUUAUGUUCUCGUUUAAAUUGUCUUACUUUUCUUUAUUUUCUUUCUAUUUUUUUAAGUUUGGAUUAUCAAAAGAAGGCGUUAAUUUUCUGCCUUUUGUUUUCUUGACGUCAAAGAAAACGUGACUGAAUAUUUAUCAACAUUCUAUUGAUAUUAAUAUUCACAUGAUGGCAGUUUUUAUUUUAUAUUUUCAUUAUUCACUUGACGAAUAUAACUGCUUUCCCUCUCUCUCUCUCUCUCUCUCUCUCUCUCUCUCUCUCUCUCUCUCUCUCUCUCUCUCUCUCUCUCUCUCUCUCUCUCUCUCUCUCUCUCUCUCAAUGAAUGUCCUCUCUUUACUUUUAAUUUGAGUGUUUAUACUGAUUGUCCUCAUUUUCCGCUUCAUCCUCACGCCCUUGUCCUCCUCCUCCUCCUCCUCCUCCUCCUCCUCCUCCUCCUCCUCCUCCUCCUCCUCCUCCUCCUCCUCCUCCUCCUCCUCCUCCUCCUCCUCCUCCUCCUCCUCCUCCUUUAAUUCACUACAUAUUAUUCCUUCACUUUUUCAAUUCCUUUAUCUCCGAUCCUCAUUUACUCCUUUUUAUCCUAUCUUCCUCUCUUUUCCUCUUCCUUCUCUCCUUCCCAUCUUCUCAUCCUCCUCCAUCCUUCUUCCUCCCAUCCCUUGCCUCCUCAAAUACAUCAAAUUAACGUAGAUAUUUGUAAUUUACACUAUGCAACCCUUGGAGGAGUUUAAGAUGUACCAGACGCCGUUGAGGUGAAGAAGAACGUUAAUUUGGGGGACAUUGUAUAAAUCUGUACAGAGAACGUUUGUUAUUGUAAAGUAUUUUUGUAAAUGUGAAGUAAGAGGGCAUUGUGUAAAAUCUUGCAACUUUACUACAAAUAAAGUGAGUGCCAAGUGA